ACAUUUCGUCGACGCACUUGGGUGAGACUUGUUUACAAAUAACAGCUGUCAGAAACCUACCAGCCAGCAAUUGUUGUAUAUUUCGCCACACAAUGGAAGGGGAAACAUAAUUAUUGCACUUGAGAGCAAUUCUUUUGGUCACUCUUAUGCCUCUCUAAUAUGUUCUAACCCGACAAGUGUGAAGUCACGUCGUCUGGUCCCAUGGCGGAGGGAGGAAGCAAGCUGACACUGAGGCGCCUGGAGGCUCCCAUUCACAAGUUCAUUAAAGUGGCUCUCCCCACUGACCUCGAGCGGCUUCAAAAACACCACAACAACAUAGUAAAGUACCAGCAAAGCCAACAAUGGGACCGCCUUCAUCAGGAGCAUAUCAAUGCCAGCCGAACAGUUCAGCAACUACGAGCAAACAUCAGAGAGAUGGAGAAGCUAUGCGGCCACGUCCGGCCAGAAGACGCCACCGCUGUGGAGAAGAUGGUCAAGCCGAUUAAGGACAGGGCGUCGGCCGCCACGCGAGACUUUCUGCGCAUGCACGAUGACCCCGCCCUUCUGUCCACGCCGCCUUCGCCGCCGCCUGAUUCUGCUCGAGCAUCCGGUCGAGGGCCCGACACGGACGAGGAGUCCGUUUCUGGCUGGCAAAUUCAAACCCAGCUACCGGAGAUCCCUUCCGAGGAGAGUGCUGCUGAGUCUUGGGACAACCUUGAGGAGGAUCUGAAGCAGCUGAGUGGUUUGGUGACAAGCUUUUCCGUGCUCGUCCAUUCCCAGCAGGAGAAGAUUGACAGCAUUGAGGACAACGUCAACACGGCCGGUGCCAACGUGGAGGAGGGGUCCAAGAGCUUGGGGAAGGCAGUAGGCUACAAGUUGGCGAUACUGCCUUUGGCCGGGGCGCUCCUGGGCGCCGCUGUCGCCGGCCCGCUGGGCCUGCUGAUUGGACUCAAAGCGGCGAGCGCGGCCGUGGUGGGGGGCAGUGCUCUUGGCUUCGCGGGAGGCAGCCUGGUGAAGAAGCACCGUAAAAGCUUGCUGGCGCUGCAGAUGAAGCAGCUGACGGCGCCGCCGGCCGACCCCGGGUCAGCCAAGGAUGAGUGAGCCAUGGAGUUUCCCGCCGGCCGCCUGAUGCUGCUUGCAUAAUCAGGACUGUGAGCGGUUACACUACUACGGAUGCAAAAACCAUUUGCAUUUAUGACAUGUGUAAUGAUACUUUUUAGUGGAACUGCGUCAAACUGACAAAAUGGAGGCACCAUGGUCACGUUUGCAGAGCUCAACCCUCUUUCCUGUAAGAAAUUCUCCCUAUUUUGUCAUCUAUUUUACACUGAUUAGGACUUUAGUUAAAACUAAAAUGUCACACCCACCUGUGAUAGGUAAAAAAAAAUUUAUAUAAAAAGACCAUGUAAAAAAAAAAAACUAAAAAAACUUUUAAACCUGAGGUGUCACAACUAUGGCUUGUGGGCCAAUUGCGGGCCGCCGCCCAUUUUUUAGCGGCCCGCAGUAAUAUACAAAGUGUGUCAGAAAAGUUGCACACUAUAAAAAACUUUUAUUUUUUUGCCUGAAAUACUUUCAAAUAUAAAUUACUGACCAACAUUUUUAUUUUUUUUUUUAACAAUGCCUAAGUUUUGCCCUUCAAUGCAGGCCAUAUCAUCAACCGGCACAUCUACAAAAAAAAAAAAGUCACACAGGCAUUCUAGCAGUUGGCCGCUGAGUACAUAUCCCGAUCAGCGAGACUAAUUUUACUGAUGCAUUUGGCAUGACUAAAGUGAUUAUGAAAGGAUUCUAGGAAAGAAUUAUCCCAGUAUUGGAGCAGGAAUUAUGUUUUUGAAAUCUGAAAUAUCCCAUUUUUGGAACACCACGUAUUUCAAAAAACAAAAUUUUGGGUCAGCAUUAUUAUGUAAUAUGUAUUAGAUCAAAUUAGUAUAAAAAUGAAGUCUCCCCUACUAAUGUUGCCUUCUGAGAAAUUGCUGCAACUUCAUUAUGAUACAAAUCUCUAGUCACAUUGACUUGAUAUAACUUUAGUUUUCAUUAACUUAUGCACAACACACCCAAGUGCCAACAUGCGAUUCAAGUAAUGUGCUCCAUGUUUUAUUUUAUAGCUUCUUGUCAGCCAAACUAAAUGUUGCCAUCUUAAAUGUUUCAAUGUCAAUAAAGGCCACACAAUAAUACGCAAAACACAAUAUAUUGUAAAAUGACUUUUAAUCAUCAUCCCUUUUCCUAAUUCUUCCCCUCUUGAGAUGACUUGUUUGGAAAUGGCAAGCCCCUCCCGAUUCUUUCGUGUGUGGGCUGAUAUGUCCCAAUGUCUCUUGGCCUCGAUUGGACAGUAAAAACUAAGCAACAAGUUCCCUAAAUCAAAACAAGUCCACUUUAGGAUCCAUUUCAAGGAUCGCUAACUUGUACCAAAGACUCAUUAAAAACUUUCUUUUUUUUUUAAGAGGGCUCCUCUUUCUGACAUACAUGGUACAAAAACAUGGUUGGAUGGGCUUAUGCAGAACAUCACUUUGCAUCACAGUGGAGUUAAUUGGCUUAAGUGGCACGGCACAAAAAAAAUAAUUUCGCUCAUAAUUAUAGUCGAAUCUUUGGCAAUCAGAAUUUUUUGUUAGGGGAAAUUCCAGUAUAAAUCAUCUUAACUCACAAAAAGUUGACACGGUAACCCAAAGACUGACCCCAAGAUGAACCCAAAAUGGCACUUUACAGAUUAACUUUAUUUGACCUUCUCGAGCCUUUUGAACAUCCGACAAUGACAUGUUCCAUUACUUUUUGUGUAGCUUGCUGACAAAAUUAUUUUCCAAGUACAUCUACUUCUGUGACUUUCUAUAACUCUUCCGCUAUCUGUUGCAACUUGCUGAAUGACUCUCAGCUCAGUGGCCUCAUCCUUCUGAGAACAUCUUGUGGGGUCAAUUGUUAGUUAUUGUCUUGGUUUCAUGAUGACUCUGACGGUUUAAAUGCCAAUUGUAAUUGGAGUAGGAAAUUAUUGGUCCAUUCAUUGAUCGUUGUGAAUUUUGCCAAGUUGUGCAAAAGUACUGAAUCACUGAACGGUUCAUUCAAAGAGGUCAAAUUCAGUUCACCUGUAAAGGUUAGAGGGGAAUUUUAGCUUCGCUGUCAAAUUUCACCCAAAAUCCUGUCAGGAGUAUAUUUUCUGUUUUGUUUUUUAGAAAUGGUAAAUGUACUUGCAGGUUCCCCACCCCUGAUUGAAAAAACAAAGUAGUACCAAGUAGCAAAUGUGUUUUCUAAUCCUUCAGAAAUAUUGCGGAGAGACGAAGAAGAUGCCACGACUUCAAAAUGGCGUCUUGUGCUUUUAAGAACACGCGAGGAGAAUCGCCCGCGUGAGGCGACGUCGGAAAAACCUUGAUGGAAAACGAGCCACGUUUAAGAACAAGUGGAGUGAAGAGUGAAUGGAAUAAUCUAAAGAAAAAUAAUGGUGCAUUUAAUUUAGAACAACAAAUGCCAUGGAACACAAACAUAUGUACAAGCUCGAG
This is a messenger RNA of Syngnathus acus (greater pipefish), 3458 nucleotides long. RefSeq names its product syntaxin 17 (gene stx17). Gene Ontology annotation, molecular function: SNAP receptor activity; SNARE binding. Bases 202 to 1080 code for a protein of 292 amino acids. The transcript is spliced from 7 exons. Gene Ontology annotation, biological process: exocytosis; intracellular protein transport; vesicle fusion. Lineage: Eukaryota; Metazoa; Chordata; Actinopteri; Syngnathiformes; Syngnathidae. The record is from RefSeq and is a predicted model, not a curated record. Gene Ontology annotation, cellular component: endomembrane system; autophagosome membrane; SNARE complex.